Molecule: messenger RNA, 225 nt
Organism: Triticum turgidum subsp. durum (durum wheat)
Lineage: Eukaryota; Viridiplantae; Streptophyta; Magnoliopsida; Poales; Poaceae
Source: the annotation of a GenBank genome assembly
AUGACUGGAGCGGGAGAAGAGAAGAGGAGGAAGCGUCGCAGAGGAGGCGAGGGAGAGGAGCAGCAGCGGCGGCAAGAAACACGUCUGCCAUCCGCGGACAAGAUGCUCGUGUCCGCCUUCUUCAUCUACGGACAAUAUGCCGCCGCCGCUCGGUCCGCCUUCUUGAGCGAGAGAGGAGGCAAGCAAAGAGAGGAGGAGGUGGUGGAGGCGGCGGCGGGGCUAUGA